Eremomyces bilateralis CBS 781.70 is the source of this 1605-nucleotide messenger RNA. RefSeq lists its product as uncharacterized. NCBI's taxonomy places the organism in Eukaryota, Fungi, Ascomycota, Dothideomycetes, Eremomycetales, Eremomycetaceae. Gene Ontology annotation, cellular component: cytoplasm; nucleus. The transcript has 2 exons. The coding region runs from base 134 to 1300 and encodes 388 amino acids. The record is from RefSeq and is a predicted model, not a curated record.
CCCUGAUGACUUGAUCAAGUUAAGCUAAACUAUUAAAUCACCGAAGGCUUUAUUUUCAUCCAUCUAUCCCUGCAUCAUUUAUUCCGUAAGCAGACCAUAUCUUCCCACAUUUGCCUAGCAACGAGGUCAUGAUAUGAGUCCACAAAUGCUGGAUGCGCAUGCGAAGCCGCCAGACAAUGUCCGCUCUCUGUACAAACGAUAUCAGCGUAUGAGACCCGAGGAACUGAAAACUGACCCGUUGAUCCUUGAUUUCUCUAAGAACAUCGAUACAUUCGACCAGCAGGAAGCUGCUGGUCUUAAAAUUAUUGGCGUCAUUGGGAGAGAGACUCUCCAAGAUGCCUUCACAAACUUCGACCCCAAAUUCUCAGACGGCAGCCAAGACACGAAGGUCUUUGAGCACGCAGAUAUGCCUGGUUUGCAUAUCAUCCCAUCCCUUCUUCCUCCAAGCAUCCAAUCGUCUCUUUUAAACCGCAUGCUUCAUCGAGACCUUUCCAAUCCUAGUCACCAAACCAACAUUCAUCUUCAUUACAAUGUCACGUACCCAGAGCCCCCGGCUUCCUCGUUCUUUUCUUCCAAAGUCGGCGAGGCCUCAACGAACUCCGAACCCACCUUCAUACCCAAGAAUCCCGAAGUGCACAAGCCAUUGGCAUUGACGAGCGUGCUUGCCAAAAAGCUUCGAUGGGUUACUUUUGGAGGGCAGUACGAUUGGACUGCUAAAGUCUAUCCUGAAGACGCUAAAGCUCUACCGCCAUUCCCGAGCGACAUUGGAAACCUCAUCUCGGAUUUGUUCCCCGACACGCUAGCAGAGGCUGCGAUCUUGAACUUUUAUUCUCCAGGCGACACUCUGAGCGUGCAUCGCGAUGUGAGUGAAACCACAGACCGCGGCCUAGUCAGCUUGAGCUUCGGCUGUGACGGGAUAUUUAUCAUUGGACCCGAGCCGGAGACGAGCGAAUUUGAUCCAAGAGACGGAGAACGGCCUAUCCCAAACCCGAGUGGGUGCAUUGCGCUCCGCUUGAGAUCGGGAGAUGCCGUUUAUAUGGCUGGAAAGUCGAGGUUCGCCUGGCAUGGCGUCCCGCAAAUUAUACGAGGCACAUGUCCCGGCUGGCUCGAACAAUGGCCGGCCACCGCGGAUUCGGGGGAUGAUAAUGUCCACAAGAGUGAUGGAGAUGUACUGCUACCUGACCAAAUGGCGGAUGACUUCGGCAGGUGGAGAGGAUGGAUGAAGAACAAACGUAUCAAUCUGAAUGUCAGGCAAAUGCAAGAGGAGUCGUCCAAGCAGAACAGGUAUACCACUGCAUAGAGAAACCCCCCAGAAGUGGAAAUAUAUGAGAUUGCUUCUAAUACAGCGCAUACUGCGGAUGAAGGCAUUAUAGCAUCAUAACGGAGUUUUGUGUCUUAGAUUAGUCCAUUCAAGUCUUUCCAAUGUAAAAAAGGACGAUGGUGGCGUUGGAGCAUGGAAAUACUGUCUCGCUAUUCAAGAUGCACUUCGUACUCUCUCCAGGAAAGAUGCUCAUUUGUAGCCAAACAAUUGUAAUUUUUGAGAUGCACAUAGUUUCCGAUGACUAGAAGCGACGAAAGAGCGAAAUUUACGAAGAUUUAUAAGAG